CCUCCAAGUAGCAAUAUUGAAGACUUCCAUGGACUCUUACCGAAGGGUUAUCCCCAUCUGUGCUCUAUAUGUGAUUUGCCAGUUCAUUCUAAUAAGGAGUGGAGUCAACAUAUCAAUGGAGCAAGUCACAGUCGUCGAUGCCAGCUUCUUCUUGAAAUCUACCCAGAAUGGAAUCCUGACAAUGAUACAGGACACACAAUGGGUGAUCCAUUCAUGUUGCAGCAGUCUACAAAUCCAGCACCAGGAAUUCUGGGACCUCCACCUCCCUCGUUUCAUCUUGGGGGACCAGCAGUUGGACCAAGAGGAAAUCUGGGUGCUGGAAAUGGAAACCUGCAAGGACCUAGACACAUGCAAAAAGGCAGAGUGGAAACUAGCAGAGUUGUUCACAUCAUGGAUUUUCAACGAGGGAAAAACUUGAGAUACCAGCUAUUACAGCUGGUAGAACCAUUUGGAGUCAUUUCAAAUCAUCUGAUUCUAAAUAAAAUUAAUGAGGCAUUUAUUGAAAUGGCAACCACAGAGGAUGCUCAGGCUGCAGUGGAUUAUUACACAACCACACCAGCGUUAGUAUUUGGCAAGCCAGUGAGAGUUCAUUUAUCCCAGAAGUAUAAAAGAAUAAAGAAACCUGAAGGAAAGCCAGAUCAGAAGUUUGAUCAAAAACAAGAGCUUGGACGUGUGAUACAUCUCAGCAAUUUGCCCCAUUCUGGCUAUUCUGAUAGUGCUGUUCUCAAGCUUGCUGAGCCUUAUGGGAAAAUAAAGAAUUACAUAUUGAUGAGGAUGAAAAGUCAGGCUUUUAUUGAGAUGGAGACGAGAGAAGAUGCAAUGGCAAUGGUUGACCAUUGUUUGAAAAAAGCCCUUUGGUUUCAGGGGAGAUGUGUGAAGGUUGACCUGUCUGAGAAAUAUAAAAAACUGGUACUGAGGAUUCCAAACAGAGGCAUUGAUUUACUGAAAAAAGAUAAAUCCCGAAAAAGAUCUUACUCUCCAGACGGCAAAGAAUCUCCAAGUGAU
Piliocolobus tephrosceles (Ugandan red Colobus) is the source of this 1005-nucleotide messenger RNA. RefSeq names its product matrin-3-like. The record is from RefSeq and is a predicted model, not a curated record. Lineage: Eukaryota; Metazoa; Chordata; Mammalia; Primates; Cercopithecidae. The transcript is spliced from 11 exons. The annotation marks the transcript as partial. Gene Ontology annotation, molecular function: zinc ion binding; RNA binding.